Paramisgurnus dabryanus is the source of this 3180-nucleotide messenger RNA. RefSeq names its product cytochrome b561 family, member D1 (gene cyb561d1). Gene Ontology annotation, molecular function: transmembrane monodehydroascorbate reductase activity. NCBI's taxonomy places the organism in Eukaryota, Metazoa, Chordata, Actinopteri, Cypriniformes, Cobitidae. The record is from RefSeq and is a predicted model, not a curated record.
UUUCCAAGUGCCUCUGUCACAACAAUGAAAAUGGCACCCAUCAGGAAUAACCGCGCUCUCGCCGCAAGUUUUCUCUUAAAACCGAAACGUUUUUAAAGUUUACUCAUGUUGUUUCAAAUCUAAAAACUGAAACUAUAAAUCUGGUUUUGAAAAGGACAGUCUUGGGAAUGACUCUUGGGCUGAACUGCAUAUUAUAAAUGCCAUUUUUAUGACUAUAUUUAAUUAUGAUGUGAAGAUCUGGGCUCGGAACUUAAGGGUUUGUAGGUUGUCCUAGUCUUGUUUGGUCCAUGAAGACACUUAACCUCAGGUAAACCGGAUUAAGAGACUGGGAAUGCCGAGAGGGAUGCGCUCGUCUGUGGAUAUUGAGUACAGCUCUGUGGGCGAAGGGCUCGUGAUGCGCGAGUAUUGGCUGUACGUGUGGCUGCGAAGAGUUUCUGUCAUCACUGCACACUUCAUCUCAGUCGGACUGGUUAUUCUCAUAUCCAUACUGUCCAGACCCGGAACAAGUCUUUUCUCUUGGCAUCCUGUCUGCAUGUCACUUGCGUUUUGCCUGUGCAUGACAGAAGGGAUCCUGCUUUUCUCCGCUGAGGGAAGUCCGUUCUGCUUUAAAUCCCGUAAAUGGAAAGUCCGUCUGCAUUGGGUUAUCCAGGCUCUGCUGCUUGUGUUCGGAGCUACAGGCUUUUGUUUCAUGGUGGCCAGUAAGAACGUUUCGGAGCAUUCUCAUUUCACUUCAUGGCACAGUCUGUUGGGCGUCAGCACGAUGGCCGCUACCGUCUUGCAAGCGAUCUGUGGCAUCUUUCUUCUGUUUCCCAAGCUCAUCAGCACUCAGUCGUUUCCUCGAUUAAGACUGUAUCAUGCCACCUGUGGACUGGUGGCCUACCUGUUGUCCACCGUCACAGUCAUGACAGCCAUGUUUACAGACUGGUUUCAGGCUACGGUUAAAGGCAUGACUUGGUACGUCUUCGUGUUCUUACCGCUUUUUCCCGCCUUGGUGGUGAUGAACCAAAUCACCAGUGCCUUUCUGCCCAAAAAGAAGAUUACUAACUGAACACUACUAAAGUCUCACAAUUAGGCGUACAUAGGGCUAUGGACUUUAGUAGAUGUUGGACCAUCCUAAUUUGUUCCCUAGUUUGGUAGUAAGCACAACUCAAACACCAGCUUUCUAAAUUCCCAUAAUGCAUUGUAAACCCAGCAAGCAUCACUUUAUUUUCUAAAAAGGGCAAGUGCACCACUUUAAUCGCUUUUACAAUGAAGAUGCACAAUAAACAAACAAUGCAUCCUCAUUAACAGGCCUGAAUAUAGUCUGCACUUAAUGCAUCAUCAUUAGGGAACCUGACUGCUGCAGUUUAUUCUUUAGUGCAUACUUGUACACAAAAAAACAUUUAUACAUUUGUGUCCACUUAAAGAGCUAAAUUUGAUACAAGCAACUAGUUGUGUUUUGUGCACAACCUUUUUAUGUAAUUGAUAAAGAUGGUGUUAUUGUACUAUGCACUGGUUAGUAUGGAUUCCUCUGGGAAAACAAUGUUUCAAAUGCAAAACAUAACAAAAGCACUACUGGGGUUUUAGUGCAACCUUACUAAUCUUGUGUAAGUCAGCGAGUGUUAUUAAUUCUUGGUUAUAAAUUGGUUUUGCUCUAAUCCUUAUCACAUUCAUGUGAACAUUUUUUGCAGUGUAUUUUACUAUGUUUUAAUUUUGGAGUUUAGUAAGAUACAUCAUAGUUGUAGGGCUGGGUACUGAGAACAAUGACGAUUCAAUUUGAUUCUGGUUUUUAUGGUUAUGAUUUGAUUUUGAAUUAGUUUGAUUAUUAUCAAUUGGUUGGCAAACUUUAAUUUCACAAACUUAGAAUUAACGUUUAAAUCAGGGCUCCAGACUGCCCCCAAAUGGUGGCAUUUUGCCCCUAAAAUUUGAGAGUGUGCCACUGAAUUUUACAUCCAGUCGCACAUAUGCAACCAGUAAAUUUUACCUUUUUUUAGAGUAUUUAUUAAUAAUACAGUGGAAAUUAGUAGAAAUGUGAAUAUUUGGUUAGCAUGUUGAUUUACAGUGUGUUCCCCUAAAUUUUCUGGUUGCGCCCCUAAAAUUUUCAGUUGGGGGCCACUGUGCUCCUAGUGAAAAAAGUUAGUCUGGAGCCCUGUAAAUAUAAUUUUUUACAUAUAAAUGCUGGUAAGCACCUACUUAUCUAGAAGAUUAAUGAAAGACCUUUUUAUUAACAAGUUACGUGCAUUGACAUUACAAUAGUGCACACACAAUUACUGUAGGCUAUGUUUAAUUGAUUUUUAAUUUAACAAAAGAAGUCCAUAAAUUAUAUUUACAUAAAAUGCACACAAGGUUGACACAAACUAAAUAAUAAAAACAUUAAACACUUGAAUUCAUUAACAUAAUGCAAAUUUAAAUAUUACUUUACCAAACUGUACCACAAAGUAUGUUUGAGAUUACGUUUUUAAAAAUUACGUUUAAAAUUGGUGAAUUAAUUUUUUAACCCAGCCCUUCAUGGUAGGAUAUAUUAGUUUUUUUCUGUUUGUAUACCUUCCUGAAUAACACGACACAACUGAAACUUGUUUGAAAUUGUUUUAUGGACGUAAAUUGUUUUGGACUGGAGUGCACUAUUAAAAUAUAUUUUUAACCAAUACAAAAAUUAUUUUCAUCAUGGUUUAUAACUGCAAUUGUUAUAAUGUUUGUUUGUUUCUUGUGUUGUGUUGUAUUUUAUUCAAGUGAAUAACACAAGAUUGCUCUGAUUUAUUUAUUCAUCCGAUAUCUUUUAUAUGCAUUGCUUACUAACACACACCAGAGUAUUUUUUGCAGUUUUACUGUCCCAGAUUGAACUGUAAAUACGGUUUAACCCUUAAUGUGUACUGCUUAUGAAUAAACCGGGAAACAUUUUAUGUCAUAACACAAUUAUGUAAGUUUUAUUGAAUUGUAUGAAAAGAUGUGUUUUCAGUAUGAUAUAUUGGUUAUAUUGAUUUGAUGCAAUACAUAUACUGUUAAAAUGUUUUCUCUUUAUGUAUAGUAAUUGCACAUCUUGGACAAGUUAUCAUUCAUGAAUGUAAAAAAAAACAAUGUCUCAGGGUUGUGGGCUGUGAAUUAUGAAUGUGUAAAGAUAUGUUAAUGUUUAUUUUACUCUGUAUGAAAGUAUUUGAUGAUUUGUGUGAGCUUCCCUUUGAAUAAUAAACUUGAUUGAUUGUA